CUAUUAUAUGUAGUGUGUUGAUUUUAUAAAAAAAUUUAAUUAAAUUUAAAAUUUAAAAUGGGGAAAUUUUUAAAAAAAGUUAUUUCAAUUAUUAUUUUUAUUUUAUUAGAUUCCAUGUUUUGUACAGAAAAAUCGUCUUUCAUGCCAAAUCUUCCAGUCGGAACAUUUAAAAUCAAGUUCAAAGUUGCUUCUAUUUGCAAUGAUUCAAUAGAUUAUCCCUUGAAAUUUAAAUAUUUUAUUUCAAAGCCUACUCCGACGCAGACUCUAUUAAAGGGUAAUGUUACUCUGAAAAAUCCGUUUGACGACAGAUUAUAUUUCAACAUGAACCUAGCCGUUUGGUCGAAAAUUGGAGGAUGGAAAGAUAAUGCUUUUAUUUUCAAAAAUAAAGGUGCAUGUUCAAAUAUGAAAUUCAUAUAUGGAAAUGUAUGGAAUGACUUUUUAUUAAAACACCAUUUUACCGAUUGUCCCGUUAAACCAGGUUUCUACAAAGUGGAUGGAUUUGAUCUAUCACAAUUAGCCCAGGCAAAUAUUACGAAACGAUUUUUCUAUGGUACCUAUAAACCAUCAAUAUUUUUCACGGAUGAAAAAAAUGUUCAACAUGGCUGUUUAUUUUUCAUCAUAGAUAUAUUGAGACCAUGGGAGUAAUAUUUUAUUUUCAUUUUUUUUAUAAAUAGUUAAAUAUAUUAUAUAUAAAAAUAUUAAAUAGUGAUAUAGUUUAAUAAUUAAAUAUUAUAUUAAUCCUGCUUUUCUCCAAUUAGUUACUCAUAAAGCUUUAGUUAU
Daktulosphaira vitifoliae (grape phylloxera) is the source of this 780-nucleotide messenger RNA. RefSeq lists its product as uncharacterized. The record is from RefSeq and is a predicted model, not a curated record. Bases 58 to 645 code for a protein of 195 amino acids. Lineage: Eukaryota; Metazoa; Arthropoda; Insecta; Hemiptera; Phylloxeridae. The transcript has 4 exons.